This is a messenger RNA of Physcomitrium patens, 4204 nucleotides long. Its product is annotated as ATP-dependent DNA helicase Q-like 5. Gene Ontology annotation, molecular function: 3'-5' DNA helicase activity; nucleic acid binding; four-way junction helicase activity. Gene Ontology annotation, cellular component: nucleus; cytoplasm; chromosome. Lineage: Eukaryota; Viridiplantae; Streptophyta; Bryopsida; Funariales; Funariaceae. Gene Ontology annotation, biological process: double-strand break repair via homologous recombination. The record is from RefSeq and is a predicted model, not a curated record.
CGGUAUUGCAAUCCGUGACCAUUUGCGGUCCUUGCUGAAUUUGAAUUCGCAGGUUCCCUUUGCAGGGUUGAUGUUGAUCUGAGCGGAAGCCCCGCUUACAGUCGUGUGAGUUGAGAUCGAGAGAAUUGCAGUUUGAAAUGGCUGAGUUAGGCUGAGUAGAUGAGGAGCAUGGAGUGCGAAUGCUCGUGAGGUGGUCGUGUUUGAUUUAGAGGGCUAUGGCUCGUUGUCAGAUUUGUUGGUGAAUGGGAAGCCGGUGGAUUUUCGUUGGAGUGUAAUUUGUCCUGGCGGCCAUGGAGCUUUACGGAGGCUUGAGCGGUAAGGGAUCGGAAUCUGAGAAGGAGAAUACGAAGGCGCAGUUGAGGAGUUGCCGGCUAGGGAAGCGAGUCUCGGUCGAUGGGCCGGAUGAAGAUGAGCCUUUGCAAGCCUGUAAGAAGAUUAAGAUGCAGCAGGAAAGCUUGAAGGCUGCGAAUCCAGUCGCACUGCAUAGAAACAGUUCUGGUCAUCGAAUUGGUAGUUGUAGCCAUGAUUUGAAGUCGUGGAGCCAGUGUAAUCUGGGCCUGGGGCUGGGAUUCAAAGGUUCCCGUAGUGAGGCGGCAUCCCAGAGGAGGCUUCCUCGGAAGGAAACAAGCGUUCAACCAGAGAGAUUGGAGAGAGAGGUCGGGAAAUUGGGUGGUCGGAUUGGGGAGCUUGUUUCACCCCUAAGCGGUCCUUUGGGGCUCACAAUUAAAGUGCACCGGCAUGGUAGGGCAACUGAUGUAUCGGAGAACAGGGAUACUAAUGCCGUGAGUGCAGGCUCCUUUGCUAGUGUAGGACGUUUUAGUUUGGUCGGGAAGAGCUCAAGAGGCGACGUGUCUUUGGAGACAGCCUCGGUGGGCUCUGCUUCGGUUGUAAGAAGGGAUUCGCAACCUGCACUCGAGGCAACUGUGGGGCAGAAGACUGUUUCACGGUUGUCUCAGUUCAUGAAUGUGUGUCCUACCGCUGGACAGAGUGCAAAUGUUGGGGUGUUAGCUGAACCAGUUUUAGCUCCGAAUGCUGCCGUGUCUGAGAAACUCCGUCCACUCUCUCGUUCUACUGCUAAGGAAGACACCCAGGCUACAGCGCCUUUGCCGGUGCGGCGGUCUUCUAGAAACAGAGGUGUAUCUGAUGAUCCUGAUAAAGAACCGAAUCGCUCAUUAUCUCAAUUAUCGAACGAAGAAAUUUCACCUCCAAGUGUUAAGAGGACUCUAGGAGCGAAAACCACUCGCAGUUCUGAUCCUUGCGAUGCAGGGAAAACUUCAAUCAAUGUGGAAGAGCAAUGGGACUUGCCUUCAAAAUCACAUGAGGGAGAGGAUGUGCCCUCAACAUCCGGCAGCAAUGCUGAAAAGCUUCCAACGAAAAGAUCACGGGGGAGGCCGAGGGUGUCGUCCUCAGAAGCAGUUGAAGAGAGUUCUUGGUCGAAUCCAAAGGCUUUAAAGAAAAAAAUUCAAGCUAAUCGAAGUUCAAUUGGUAGUUUACAGCCUGCGAGCGGACCGACCAAGCUCAGAACCGGGGAGAGAGACAACUUCGUGAAACUGAAUAUAAAUGGGAGAGGGGGACGUCGUAAGUUUACUAAUGGCAUCAGAGCUAAGAGGCCAAGUGUAUAUGGCCGACGGAAGACAUUCAAAAGAUACAAGAAAACAUCUCAGGACGAUGGCGAACCGGUGAUAGAUGAAGGUGAUAACAACGUGGAUACAACGGUUGGGCCAAGCAUACGGAAACCUGUAAUGAAGAAUCAAAACGGAGUGGAUGCCUGUGGUGCGUCGACUUUAGGGCGGUCGUUGUGGGUUGACGAAGGUUGGUUUAACAAAAGUGUCUCUACGGAAAUCGCAGCUACAUCGUGCCCAGUACCUGUGGAGAAGUCCCCGGAGGAUCUCGAGCGCUGCAAAGAAGCUGCCAAUAAGGCCUUGCUCGACCCGACCGAAGAGAAUUUGUCUUUCAUAUUGAAGCGCGUAUUUGGGCAUGAGACAUUCCGGCAAGGACAAUUGGUAGCUAUCCAACGUGUUCUGGCUCGGAAAUCUACUUUGUUGGUGUUGCCUACAGGUGCUGGGAAGUCUCUUAGCUAUCAGCUCCCAGCGUACAUUUUAACAGGCCUCACAUUGGUGAUUAGUCCGUUGGUGGCAUUAAUGGCGGACCAGCUCCAAAAGCUUCCUCCGCUGCUUCCUGGAGGUCUAAUUAAUAGUUCUCAGACAGCUAGUGAGAGCACCGAAAUAAUGAGUAAAGUUAUCUCUGGCCACAUCAAGGUGCUGUUUAUCUCGCCAGAGCGUCUGUUCAGUGAGACAUUUUUGACAGCCAUGGAUUCCCUCCCCGAAAUUUCGUUGGCUGUGGUUGAUGAGGCACAUUGCCUUUCGGAAUGGUCACACAACUUUAGACCUUCAUAUUACAGGCUUGGCAAAAUAUUGAAGCAGCGUUUGAGCGUUCCAUGCUUGCUAGCAUUGACUGCAACUGCAACAAAGGAUACUGAGUGUUCCAUCACUAAAGCCCUCUCUAUUCCAUCAUCUGGAAUACUGGAAGCAUCUUGCGUUCGUCAUAAUCUUCGUCUAUCUGUUUCAAGAUCUUCACAUAGACGCAAAGAUCUUCUCUUACUGCUGCAGUCCAUUCCAUUUUCAGACAUCAAAAGUAUCAUCAUCUACUGCACCUAUCAGGCUGAAGCUGAUGAUAUCAGCAGAUACCUGGAGGAGAACAAGAUCGCUGCUAAGAGCUACCAUAGCGGUGUAUCAUCUUCUGAGCGGACUCGUGUGUACCAGCUCUUCUGCCAUAAUAAACUACGUGUGGUGGUUGCCACUGUUGCCUUUGGAAUGGGUUUGGACAAAAGUGAUGUUGGUUCGGUGAUUCACUACAAUAUGCCUAGAAGUCUCGAGCAUUACGUUCAGGAAACUGGGCGUGCAGGUCGUGAUGGCAAGGCUGCUUUUUGCCACUUGUUUCUGGAUGACACAGAUUAUCUGAAACUUCGUAGUUUGGCACACAGUGACGGCGCAGAUACCUUCGCUGUGAACAAAUUUCUCUGUCGAGUGUUUCAGAGCCCACCAGAUGCAUCUAAGUCUAUGACUUCGAUCAACGUUGAACAGACAGCCACUGAAUUGGAUCUGAAAGAAGAGGUCAUGGCUACAAUUUUAUCUUUUAUGGAAGUAGGGGACGUGCAGUAUGUACACGUGCAUUCCAAGCUUAAAGCAACUUGCAACCUAACAUUUUACGCAACAUCUGCUGCUCUCCUCGCCAAACAUAGUGCGUUGGUGGCCACAGUCAUUCAAAAAUGUCAGCCCAAGAAUGGAAACUACACCUUUCAGGUUCCUGCCAUCGCAAAUGAUGCCGGUCUCUCCUUAUUGCAAGUGCAGCAAGAGCUCCAAAGAUUACAGAGCGCUGGAGAAAUUGCAUACGAGCUUCAGGACCUCGCAUUUUGCUUCUCCGUUCUAGAAGUGCCGGACGAUAUAUGUGCUCUGACUUCUUCGAUUUCUGCACGAUUGUCCGAGGUAGAAAGAUGCAAGGUGGCGAAGCUUGAUGCUAUGUAUACUGCAGCCGCAGCUGCUACGGCUCUUAGUAGCGAAGACAAGAACGUAGGAUCUGUAUGUACAGAUCAACAGCUAUCUCUGCAAAGCUGCAUCGCUACAUACUUUAGCAAAAAUCAAGACGACUUGAUUAAUCAAAGUGUACCCAGUAUCGUGGAGUCCACAAGCUCUUUCUUGAAGGCAGACAUCAAGGUCUUUUUGAAAACUCAUGAGAAUAAGAAUUUCAAUGGCAGAGCAGUUGCCCGUAUAUUUCAUGGACUAUGGAGCCCUGCUUACCCUUAUGCUGCCUGGUGCAAGAAUCAUUUUUGGGGGCGAUAUUCAAAGACUUGUUUUCAUGCUGUGAGAGAAGCUGCAACUAGUGAAAUAUUAGAUCAGCGAUCUAGGAGAAAAGUGGCGGAGUCUCAAGAUUGACUUGCCUACGGGCAUCCAAGGUGUGCAUCAUUGCAAUGAUGUUUUGAAGCUGGAUGCGUCAUUUCUUACUUUCAGCAUACACGCAUCUUUUUCUCUUACGGGAACUUUUCAGGAGAUGGGCACUUAGAAGUAACAUCCUGGAGAUCAUUAUUUUGAAGUGCCAUGGAGGAGAUCCUAGUUCUACCCUUUAUUAUGUUUUCAAUAUAAUCAUCAGAUUCUCUUACAUUUAUCUUCAACAUAAUAUUAAAUUUUGAACCUAGUGUCUUACUUCA